This is a messenger RNA of Salvia splendens (bonfire salvia), 2275 nucleotides long. RefSeq lists its product as uncharacterized. The record is from RefSeq and is a predicted model, not a curated record. Lineage: Eukaryota; Viridiplantae; Streptophyta; Magnoliopsida; Lamiales; Lamiaceae. The coding region runs from base 1582 to 2136 and encodes 184 amino acids. The transcript is spliced from 6 exons.
GACAUACGUCCACACACAGGAAGUUGCUCAUUUUUGGAAUUACAAUGAUAUUUAUUUAGACAUAUUUGAUUUUGUGCUAUUGUCAUAUUGAUGUGAACAUGCUCAAUUAGGAAUUACAAUAAUGAGUGGAAAUCGUGUGUGGAUGUAUAAACGUUUCCUUCCUAAUGGUGCUUUCAAUCCAGAAUUUAUAGAAGGGCUUGAAAGUUUUAUCAACUUUGCAAGUAGUGUGCCAACAUAUAUGGAUAUAGACAAAAUUAGGUGUCCAUGUUAAAAAUGUGAUAACAAGAGCUACAGAGAUACAAACGAAGUUCAUUAUCACAUCUCUAGGUUUGGUUUUGUAAAAAACUAUCACAUAUGGAGGUUUCAAGGCGAAAGAUCAGUGGAAUCAACCGAUAACACUAAUAUGGAUUUUGAAGCGGGAGCAAGUACUACAUGCCACGAACUGGUAUUAGACAUUGCCGGUCCCCAGUUUAACGAGGAAACAGAAGAGCCACCGAACCCUAAUGCUGAAAAACUUUACGAUAUGUUGAAUGCCGCCGAUAAUGAAUUGUGGCCUGGUUGUAAGAGUCAUUCACAAUUGUCGUUUGUGGUCCGGCUAGUGAGUCUAGCACUGGCUAGAGAGGUGCUAUAAUCGACUAACUGAAUUGAUAAAAGAGGGGUUACCCGAUGAUGAUUCUUUACCAAAUAAUUAUUAUAGCACCAAAAAAUUGUUGUGUGGCAUCGGAUUGGUUUCUAUAAACCACAGGUGCAGGUUAUCCAAGUUUGAACCAUUUGAUUUAGCGAGUCAAGCUAAUCAAGUGUAUUAUUGUUCGUAUCCUAGCAUAAACCAAUCAAGGAAGGAUUGGUGGGAAGUGUGCAAGGUCAAAGCAAGAUCUAAGGUGGAAGUUCCAAAUCAUGUAACAUCUACAACAAUAAUAGGGCAACCACCAUUUCAAGAGGAUGAAUUGCACGUGACAGUGAUGGAUUUUGACCCAACAAUAUGUGAUAACAUCGCAAUGCUUCAUCAAAUGGUGGAAUGAUAGACAUUGAUGAUGGUGACGGAUACCCUUCUUAUGAAAAUAUAAUAAUUUCUGAUGAUGAAGAUGAUGAUGAUGAUGAUGUAUGAUAUGGAACGUCGUGUGCGUGCCAUUAGUAUCGGUGGCAGGCAUACUACCAGCUUAUCUCGCACGGGAUCACUUCAAACGCAGACAUCGCAUGGCACAUCUUCUGUUGAUAGGGAAGAGGGUGUCGUAGAAGGACCUCCUGUCAUGCUUGAUGGUCGUAUGCCACUUAAGAUGAAUCCUCACACAUGGAAAAUAUGUGCGCAUCACCGGAUCUCAAGGGUAAUUCCACCAGCUUCCAAAUGUCACAGGUUUUACUUGGAAAAUGACAUCUCAGCACCAAAAAGAUGAGUAUUAUCGUGAAUUUGAAAGCAUUUUCAUGGCCUUCUGAUUGGGAGCAUGAGGUGGCACGAAAAAGCUGCAAGAAGAUACUCGGGUUUUAUCAGUUCCUUGAAGGUGAUGUACAAAGCCGGUAAAUCCCGGCCAAUUUACGUACCUCUAGAGUUGUGGAAUGGACUGAUAAACCAUUGGAAAGAUCCAAAUGUCAUCAAGAGGUCUGAAGCUGCAAAGAGGGCAAGAAUGUCCGACGGUGUCUGUUGAGGAGAGAUCUAUGUGGAAGGCUGCCGAGAGGGGAGUAUCAAUCAUGGAUUGUGUGUAUGAAUCGUUCAGUGACAUACACAGGUUCAAGGAUGGCCGGUAUACAUACAAGAGAGCUGCAAACGUUGACGCAAAAGUGCAAGAGAUUGCUGCAAUGCAGGGUGAGAACGCAAAUCUGAACCAGAUCUUUAUCAAUGACGUUUUUGGAGGUAAGCUCGAUAGAAAGAAAAGGAUGUUCGGAACUGGGAAUCUGGCAAAAAGCCUUGUGGGUGGACGAACUCCGGGAUUGAAUGCUCAUGCCCCGACCGGCAUACAUCUUUCUGUGCGCCAAGAAUUGCGGGAAGAAUUAUGGGAAGAAAUGCGCCAGGAGCUCAAUGUUGACGGUGAGCAAAGAACAAAGUUGGAAAAUGAUGUUGCGAUGAUGCAAGAGAUGAUGAGGCUGUUCAUGACGACAGCCCGCAAGUCCAGCCAUGCUUCUGACAGUUCUGUAGAGAUAUGACCCAAGUAUCACAAACUUGAUACAUGUCUUUUGUUGCUUGUUUUGUAGGGAUAUGACAUCAUACAUUUCAUACUUUUGUUGCUUGUUUUAACUACUAACAUUAAUUUUAGGUUUUUAUUAAUAUACAGGUGAAAUAUUA